Gopherus evgoodei (Goodes thornscrub tortoise) is the source of this 1837-nucleotide messenger RNA. RefSeq names its product leukocyte immunoglobulin-like receptor subfamily B member 2. Bases 682 to 1359 code for a protein of 225 amino acids. The record is from RefSeq and is a predicted model, not a curated record. The transcript is spliced from 11 exons. Lineage: Eukaryota; Metazoa; Chordata; Testudines; Testudinidae.
AUCUGAUCGGUCCGAUCCAAAGGUGGAGAUAACUAGCCCGGGGGGCUGUGACCCUUGGGAGGCCCCUCUUCCCCCAGGAACAGUUACAAGGGUCCAUUAUGACACCAUCCUUUAACUGCACAAUCAGGUAUUAAUUUUACAUACAUGGGUCAUCAACCGGGCUUGUACCCAGAUUGAAAAGGGGAUGGAAUUUUCAUGGAAAUCGUGGUCAGUGGAAGAUUGAAGACCAGACCCUGUGGUCACCUGGUUCCCAGCCCAGUGCACCUUCCACAAGGCUGCAGGGUACAUCGAGGGUGACCUGUCUCCCCUCUCCACCGAGACAGACAAGCUACGAGGUACAUGAUGCUUGGCCAGGGCUGACAGUCCCUGGGUUUCCAGGAUUUUGCAAAGCCCUCUGCUUACUUUGACCGCAGUAGACUUCGCCUGCAGAUUAGAGACAGCGUGUGGUGCACGCAGGAAGAUGCAAGACAUUGUCAACUUCCUGUAGCUGGAGCCACCAGCUGAGUUCCUUAUUUGGGGCUUGGUGGAGCUGGAUACCGGAGUGUUGGAGGUAGCGCUGAGGGGCCCCUCGCUGCUCCUAUCAUGGCUUCUGCUCUCAUGAUCUUCUUCCUUGGCUGCUGGCUGGCCGGAGAGAGCAGGAUGUCCAGACGUACCUGAGCUGGAACUCGGAGCAGCAAACAGAUGGGGCAAGAGGAUGACUCAAGCUGCAACAACCGUCCUAAGAAAUUUCCCUUCAACCUCCGGCCGUACAGAGGCUGCAAUCAGAGCAGCCGUGAAGAGCUCAGAUACCCCAAAUCCAACAUCUCCCUGCGCCCCAGUGGAGGGGUUGCCCAAGGAGAAGCCGUGACCGUCUGGUGUGUGUGUCAGUGUCUGGGAGUGAGGUUCCUUCUGAGGAAAGGUGGAGCCAUGGCUGCACAUCGUACCACAGCCCCUGCUGUGGACGUGGUUGAGUUUCCCAUCUGCAACGUGCGCCGAGGAGACGCAGGGAGCUACUGCUGCCGAUAUCGCACCAAGUGGGACCCGCUCAUCAGCUCAGAGCCCAGCGACCCCAUGGAGCUGGCAGUCCCACAGGGGGAACCGACCCAACUUAGCUGGGAACAGUGCCGACUUCCACCCGCCCAGGCAGUGCAGGGCCAGGUACACGGACUGGGGGCAGGAAAUCACAAUCAACACCCCCCCGAAACAGGGGAAUCAGAACCAAGCCCAGCACCAGGUCUGACCUGCCCCAUCAUCGCCGGGACGAGCGCAGCGGCCACUGGCCUCCUCUUCCUCCUCCUCCUCCUGGCCUUCCUCUGCUACAGAAGAAACCCAGGGGGGAAAGGACCAGCCCCGAGACAGAGCAGAUGCCCAAAUCGGUGAAGGGAAGCAGCUGGAUGUCCUGACGCAGGAGCGCAACCCUGACGCCGAGGGACCCACCUACAUGGAGCUGGACCACGAGGUGCUGCAGGGCAAGUGGAGGGGCCUGGCCCCUGCCCCUGAGCCUGUGCUGUACGCCGCCAUCAACGUGAGCCAGGGGCCCCACGGGCAGAGCCCCUGUGGUGCAGGGGCGCCCCCCACCCACCUGCAUAGUGUGAACCGAGGGGGAGUCAGUGGAGUGGCGGGGCAGGGAGCAUCGGCCACCAGGGAGUGACACAGAGAUUCCCCCCAGAGAAUGGGCUCAGCUUAUAUCCCCCCAGUAGCCCUCCCUCCAGCUGGUGCCGCCUCACCCAGCCCCAUGGGUGGGGAGCCAGGGGGGCUCAGCACCAGGCGGGGGAGGGGACGUGCCGAUGCAGCUGUUUGUAUUAUUUUGCAUCCUGUUAAUCUCCAGAUUUGUAAUAAACACAGAACUACAAACCAG